AUGGCCGCAUGGCUAUUUGACAGUGGUUGUUCAGCUGAUCAAACGGAAACUAAUACUGAUACACUCAUCGAAAAACUUAAUAUUAACAAAAUCAAUUUAAACUAUGAAGAUUUGGAAAAAGAACUGAGUUCUCUCCGAGUUACGUUUGAGGAAACAGAGGCCCGGCAAAAUUUGACUUUAGAAACCAACACGGUAACCAACGACGCACUAACUGAGAGAAAUGAGAAACUGUUUUAUCACAAUGAACCUUCAUCAAAUAUGCCAAAAAACAAUGUGGAAUUAUCAAAGAAUAUGGAGAAGAGUAAAAAACCAUCAGAUGACAAUAAUGCAAGAUAUAAAUGUGAAUAUGAAGGCUGUGAACGUACAUACAGUACAGUUGGCAAUUUGCGUACUCACAUGAAAACACACAAAGGAGAAUACAGGUUCAAAUGUCCUAUUCAAAUGUGCAAUAAAGCUUUUCUCACUUCAUAUAGUUUGAAAAUACAUGUACGAGCACACACUAAAACAAAACCGUUUGCUUGCACUAUAGGGAACUGCAAGAAAGCAUUUAAUACACUAUACAGGCUCAGGGCACACCAAAGAUUACAUAGCGGUGACACAUUUAACUGUCAAGCUGAUGGUUGUUCUAAAUUCUUCACAACACUCAGUGAUUUGAAAAAGCAUAUACGCACACAUACGCAAGAGAGACCUUACAAAUGCAAAACAGACGGUUGUGGCAAAUCUUUUACGGCAUCCCAUCAUUUGAAAGCGCACAAUAGAACCCAUUCUGGGUCGCGGCCGCACGCAUGCGUGGAACCUGGUUGCGGUAGACUGUUUUCUACCAUCACUAGCCUCAGGGCACACGCUAAAAGACAUCAGGCCGAUUCAGAGACGCAUAUAACUGAACUUGAACAAGCCAAACCCACAAAUGAUUUUAUGAACUGGGACAGGCUUCUGGAAUCGUUUGGCAAAUUCACCACAGAAUGCCGGUCAACAAACGAGAGCUUAGAGAAUAUCACGAGAGCUAACCCGCUCAGCAAUAAUAGCAAUGUAGAUAUAAGCGAGCUCCUUUUUUAUAACCCUACUAACAUAUCGAAACCAAUCGAAUACGAUUUAACGAAUAUUAGAGUGUCACCUUUUGAGGUGGAGAAAGAUAAGAAGAAUGAUUGGAUUGAUGUUUGCGGUUUAGAACCAAUUGUGACUACUUUACCUUCAUCAAUAGAUGUUGUUGCAUCAUUACCGACACCUAUUGAUAAUCCUACCUCAUUACCAGUGACCAUCGAAACUAAUGCUAAAAUUGAUGGAAAAUCUAAAGCUAUGCAACUGGCUUUAGCCAACGAAAUAGAGGUUCAAGCUCCUUGGGUUGAUGUUAGUGCUCUGGCUGCUUCUAUAUCAGAAACUCCGGUCAGCAUCAAAGAGGAGACACCAGAGAGUAUUUUCACUCUAGCCACCUUCGUGCCUACUCAUAUGCAAAGUUACAUUGAUUUAAAUACUGAGGCAGCUCCUACUGCUAAUGUGAUGACGCAAGAAUCUUUACAAUUGGAUACUCCGAGUAUACUGGAUGUCGGCGAUAAGGUAUUCAAUGACAGUGAGUUAGUCACAAAUUUCGAAGCCAACAAAUUGGAUACAGAUAUUGACAAUUUCCUGAAAGAGACUGUUGAAGAUAGAACACUUAAUACUCCACCCCCAUCUAAAGUGCAACAAAAUAUUGAAAUAAACCCAGCAAAUUCUGUUUUGUUCAACACAGAUCUUGAUUUAGAAGAUACUCUGUUGUUUGACAACGAACCACCUUCUGAUAUGUAUGUGGUUAGGACAGAGAACAUAUUUGGGAAAGAAAUUGCUAAGCGAAAUGCUCUUGAGCAAUUGGCUGCUGAUGCUGGAAUUUGUUCGUGUACAAAAUGUGAGUGUGACCCAUCGAACGGUGAAUGUAGGGAUUGCGGUGAGAACGAACCGAAAAAAGGUCAAGGUUGUUCGGAAGAUAAAUGUUCGUGUGUUGAUUGCAAAUGUGAUCAUGCUGCAAUGAAAUGUGCUGUCGGUUGCGGUCGAGCAACUGACACGAAUCACAAUACAUUUCUUCAUUAUCACAAGAGGCAUGCUAAUUCUAGUUUGGAAGAAUUGGGUGUGUUCACACUUCACGAAUGCGAUGAAGUAUCACCCACUACCGAGAUAAUCGACACUUUGAAGUGCUCUUGUUCGAACGGAUCUGUGCAAUGUAAAACUGACGAUACCAAAGACAUUUGUCCAUCUAAAAGUUCGGAAUCGUGUUGCGGAAGUGGAAACUCCAAAUCCUGCUGUGUCACAAUAUGUUUUAAAAAAGUAGAUGCUUUCAAACAGUUUCUAAACGAUAACGACUUGGUGCACGCACUGAGAGCUCACAAUUUCAAUAUGUCAACGAGUUUAUAAUCGCUUGUAGUUCGCUUUAAAAUUCUCUGCAUUUAAUACUGUACAAAAGCAUUGUUCCUUGCAUUGUAAUGUUAUAGGUCGCAAAUGGAAAAUCGAGUUUUUAUUGUUUUCAUAUAUAUAUAUUUAUAUUUAGUUUUUCACGUUCAAUUUUCAAGGCACCCAUUUAUCAUGAAAAAGUGGUUUAAAUUAUCACGUUUUGGUUAAUAGACGACUUUGA
Molecule: messenger RNA, 2599 nt
Organism: Diatraea saccharalis (sugarcane borer)
Lineage: Eukaryota; Metazoa; Arthropoda; Insecta; Lepidoptera; Crambidae
Source: the annotation of a GenBank genome assembly